Molecule: messenger RNA, 888 nt
Organism: Candidula unifasciata
Lineage: Eukaryota; Metazoa; Mollusca; Gastropoda; Stylommatophora; Geomitridae
Source: the annotation of a GenBank genome assembly
AUGGCGACGAUCUUCUCAAGGGCAGCGCCUCUGCUAGCUCCACAAUGGGGUCAGCCACAGGCCCGUGGUAUGGCCACGCUAAAAGAAAUUCGCCUCCGUCUGAAGUCGGUGAAGAAUAUUCAGAAAAUCACCAAAUCCAUGAAGAUGGUGUCCGCAGCCAAGUAUGCCAAGGCUGAGAGAGAGCUCAAGCCUGCUCGUUCCUAUGGUGUUGGAGCCAAGGCUUUCUAUGAAAAGGCAGAGGUCAGCCAGGACACUGCCAAGCCGAAUCAUCUCGUAGUGGCCAUGUCCUCAGAUAGAGGCUUGUGCGGUGGCAUCCACUCUUCAGUGGUCAAGCACAUCAAGGCCAAGAUUGGGACAGAAGGCCCUGCUGUAAACACCAGGCUGGUUAUCGUCGGAGACAAAGCCAGGGGGAUCUUGCAGAGGACUCAUGCACAGAACAUCCUGUACACCUUCAAUGACUAUGGCAAGAGACCACCCAACUUCGCUGAUGCUGCCUUAGUGGCCAACGUGAUCCUGGACUCUGACUUCAAGUUUGACAGGGCUACUCUUGUUUUCAACACUUUCAGGAGUGUGAUUUCCUACACACAGACCGAGUUACCACUGUUCCUGCCUUCAGCCGUCGAGGGAGCCAACAAGUUUAACCUCUAUGACAGUAUCGAUGACGAGGUUCUGAAGAGCUACAAUGAGUUCUCCCUGGCUAGCCUCAUAAUGUUCGCAAUGAAGGAAGGGGCCUGCAGCGAACAGAGCUCAAGGAUGACUGCUAUGGACGCUGCCAGUAAAAAUGCUGGUGAGAUGAUCGACAAGCUGACCUUGACAUUCAACAGAACUCGUCAAGCCGUCAUCACAAGAGAGCUUAUCGAAAUUAUUUCUGGAGCUGCAGCUCUAUAA